CACUCGGCAUGACUUCCUCCCUCACGCCAGACCAGGCGCGUGCGCUCUGGGACGCGGGGUGCUUUGCCGUCUUGACUGGGCUGCCAGAAGGCAGCGAGUACGGCAUCGACGGGGUCUUCAACGCCGUCAAGGCCUUCUCGGGCACAAAGUUCCUCCCGCCCGGGCUGCACAUCCUAACCUGGUCGCCCGCGGCCGCGUCAGGCUCGGCGUCAACACUCCCCUUGCGAUCAGGCUACGUGCACUACUUCAAGCCGCGGGAGCGGGUCGCGCUGGCGUGGGACGCGGCGAGCGAGGAUGUUGGCGCGCCGCGCACCGACGUGAGCGACGCCGAGCUGCAGGGACUGGAUAAGGGCCUCGCGCCGUACCCCUUUGGUCAGCUCGACGUGUGGAAGCGCCUCUCGGGCGCGGUGACGACCAAGAUCGUCACCACCGUUCUGGGUGACGGCCGCGUCGACGGCCUCGCUGGCGCCGAUGGCGAAACGGACGCAGAGGUCGCGCACCUCGCCAAGGCGGCUGGGCCGCUACGUACCCUCAAGUUUCCCGUGUUCGACCUCAAGCGCAGCUGGCGCGACGGCGCAACGGGCGACGAUAGGACCAAGUGGGUCAGCGACAAGAGCGUGCUCUGGGAGAAGGUCGUGGCGGAGGUGGGCGGUGAGUACGGCCCCGCUGCCCUCCUCGGCACGCUACAGCUCGCCUUCAUCCUAGUGCUCAACAUAUGGUCGUACGCCGCGCUGGGGGCGUACCGCCGCCUCCUGACCCUUCUUUGCCGCUCCGCGAGUGCGACGGCGUCGCCCGAGUCGCACGGCGCAGACAAGGCGGCGCGCGAGGUGUCCAUCCAGCUCGUGGCCACACUGGCGGCGCAGCUCGACGCGCUCCCGCUCACCGCGUUCCAGACCGAGCUGCCAGACCUCGACGUCGUGUACCAGGACGAGCUGGAGCACCUCCGCCGUAACCUCGGCCACGCGCUCGGCUCCCCCGGCUGGUGGUCGCUCGCGCCCAAGCUGCGCUCUGCGUGGGCCGGGCUCGAGGCCAGCGCGAAGCGGUUCGGGUGGACUCUUGGCCCGCUGCCUGCGGGCGAUGAGGACUCGGACGAGGAGGACGAGGAGGGCGAGUAUGCGCCGGUCGUUGUGGAGACGUAGGCGCCGUGUGGAGGCGGCGGCGCAGCUUCGCAUGGCGGGAUCUCGGGGGACUCACGAGCCCAACAACCCCACACCCACUAGACC
Molecule: messenger RNA, 1223 nt
Organism: Vanrija pseudolonga
Lineage: Eukaryota; Fungi; Basidiomycota; Tremellomycetes; Trichosporonales; Trichosporonaceae
Gene: AAR2
Product: Protein AAR2
Exons: 3
Coding region: 9-1139 (376 amino acids)
Biological process (GO): spliceosomal tri-snRNP complex assembly
Source: RefSeq, a predicted model, not a curated record